This is a messenger RNA of Lathyrus sativus (Indian pea), 1872 nucleotides long. Lineage: Eukaryota; Viridiplantae; Streptophyta; Magnoliopsida; Fabales; Fabaceae. The record is from the annotation of a GenBank genome assembly.
AUGCUUAGAAAAAUAAAGGGAGCGGCCCAAUCUGUUCAUAGAAUAAAUAGCGGCAGAUACGUGGAAGUGAGUAAAAAUGGGCCAAUUGCCUUGGUUGGACCAAAUACUCACCACUGCCGGUUCUACAUGCAUUAUAAGUUUCAUAGUGCAGCACGUAGUUCAUUUUGGUGGCUUGCGACAAGGGAAACCUUUAACAAAUGCUGUACUUUUAGAAACUUUUCUGUAAGCUCAGCAAGUAAUGAAGUCACACAUCAUUCUCAGAUUGCUUGGAAAAGGCUGUACAGAAAGUACUGUUCCAGUGGCGAUAGUACAUUUUCUCCCACCAUAAAUAUGAUUGCUCAAGCAGUGAGCUUGUCUCUGACUCGCUCUUAUUUGCUGGUUCCUGGUAUUUUUGCAUUUGCAUGUGGAGAGCUUGCAUUGUCUCAACGAAGAUGGGGAGAUGCAGAACGUUACCCAUCACAUGAUGCAUUGUAUAUGCGUGCACGAGAUGGGUAUAAUUACAUGUUUACGUUUACAUUCAUGAUAGUUGAAGGUGUUGUCUUAUUAGUGAGGGCUUUAUAUAUAGCUGUAUUGUUCUUUCCGAGCAUUGUGAUGGGACCGUUUGCAGAUUAUUUUGGACCAAAAUUUAGGAAACUGUGGCUCAGUGUUGUUCUUCAAACACUAGAAAAAGCAGGUCCUGCUUUCAUAAAAUGGGGUCAGUGGGCAGCUACGCGUCCUGAUCUUUUUCCUCGUGAUCUAUGCACCAAGCUUUCUGAACUUCAUAGUAAAGCUCCUGAGCAUAGUUUCAGCUACACAAAGGAAACCAUAGAAAAAGCAUUUAACCGAAAAAUUUCCGAAAUUUUUGAAAAUUUUGAAGAGGUUCCAGUUGCAUCUGGAAGCAUUGCUCAAGUGCAUCGUGCUACAUUAAAAUAUCGGUAUCCUGGUAAGCAAGCAAAACCGUUGGUGGUUGCUGUGAAGGUUAGACAUCCUGGUGUGGGAGAGUCGAUCAGAAGGGAUUUUGCGAUUAUCAAUACGGCGGCAAAAAUUUCCAUGUUCAUUCCCGCUCUUAAGUGGUUAAGAUUAGAUGAGAGUGUGCAACAGUUUGCAGUUUUCAUGAUGUCCCAAGUUGACCUUGCUAGGGAAGCUGCCCAUUUAAACCGCUUCAUUUAUAAUUUCCGCAGCUGGAAGGAUGUUUCUUUCCCUAAGCCUGUCUAUCCACUUGUCCACCCUGCUGUUUUGGUAGAAACAUAUGAAAAGGGAGAAAGUGUCUCACAUUAUGUUGAUGAUUUUCAAGGACACGAACAUUUUAAAUCUGCUCUUGCUCACAUCGGGACUCAUGCACUUUUGAAGAUGCUUCUGGUGGACAACUUCAUUCAUGCAGAUAUGCAUCCUGGAAAUAUCCUUGUUCGGGGAAAGUCUAGCAAACGACUUUUCAAAUCAAAGCCUCAUGUAAUUUUUCUAGAUGUAGGCAUGACUGCUGAACUCUCUGGUAGUGAUAGGGUAAACUUACUUGAAUUUUUCAAAUCUGUUGCCCGCCGGGAUGGCCGUACUGCUGCAGAAUGCGCACUCAGUUUAUCAAAGAAACAGAACUGCCCUAAUCCAAAGGCUUUUAUUGAGGAAGUGGAGGAGUCGUUUACUUUUUGGGGCACCCCUGAAGGUGACAUAGUUCAUCCUGCAGAGUGCAUGGAGCAGUUACUUGAGAAAGUUAGGCGUCAUAGAGUUAAUAUUGAUGGUAAUGUUUGUACUGUCAUGGUGACAACCUUAGUUCUUGAGGGUUGGCAGCGAAAGCUUGAUCCCGGGUACAAUGUGAUGCAGACGCUGCAGACUUUGCUGCUUAGAGCUGAUUGGGCAAAGGACCUUUCUUACACAAUUGAUGGACUUAUGGCCCCUUGA